AUGGCCAUUAUUCCUACUUCUAGAAUUUAUUCGCGAUGCUAUAGUGCAGUGUAUACUCUCCCUGUUCUGCAACUUAGCCGACGCUAUUCCCAGAAAUUUCACCCACCGACAGUGCGGCCACUGGUGUACGAUCUACAUGAGCCAACCAAACCCAAAGCAGGUCCAACAAAUUCGCCGAUUUUAUUCUUACAUGGACUUUUUGGUUCGAAGAAGAAUAACAGGGCAAUUAGCAAAGCACUCGCUCGCGAUUUGGGAAGAUAUGUAUAUGUAUUGGAUUUGAGGAACCAUGGGGAGUCUCCCCAUAAUCAACGACAUGAUUAUCUGUCGAUGGCAGAGGACGUUGCUGGUUUCAUCACGGACAACAUGCUAACCAAUGCUACCAUAAUUGGCCACUCGAUGGGUGCAAAGACCGCAAUGACACUUGCUCUUCGCUCACCAGAGAUGGUAUCAAGCAUCGUGGCAGUGGACAACGCACCCGUUGAUGUUGCACUGAAUGGUGAUUUCUCCAAGUACGUUCGAGGAAUGCAAAAGAUUCAAGAUGCCAAGGUCUCUCGACAAGCCGAGGCCGACGCAAUUUUACAGAGUUUUGAAGAAUCUCUUCCAAUUCGACAGUUCCUACUCGGCAAUUUAUACAAAGAUCCUAGAGAUAAUACGCAGAAAUUUCGGGUACCUUUGGAUAUCCUACGGAAAUCACUUGCCAAUCUUGGAGACUUUCCCUAUAAGAGCCCUAAAGAGCGCAGAUUCGAAAAACCGGCCCUGUUUGUUCGAGGAACGAGGAGCCACUACGUCGCAGAUGAGGUUUUACCCGCUAUUGGAGAAUUUUUUCCUCGUUUUCGCGUCGUAGAUGUUGACGCGGGCCAUUGGCUUAUCUCUGAGCAACCAGAAGCAUUUCGAGAAGCUGUCGUCGCAUUUCUGCAGGAGGACCUAGGCUAG
Pochonia chlamydosporia 170 is the source of this 933-nucleotide messenger RNA. Its product is annotated as abhydrolase domain-containing protein. The transcript has 6 exons. Bases 1 to 933 code for a protein of 310 amino acids. NCBI's taxonomy places the organism in Eukaryota, Fungi, Ascomycota, Sordariomycetes, Hypocreales, Clavicipitaceae. Gene Ontology annotation, cellular component: mitochondrion. The record is from RefSeq and is a predicted model, not a curated record.